UUUAGUGUUAAAAAUUCAAUUCAAACUAUUGAAUCCUGGGGUAGCUCUCUUAAAGGGGCUUUAGAUUGCCCCAAAACACACACACACAUACACACACAAACACACACACACACACUUACACACCCACAAUCAGGAUACAGGCUAUAAAAGGAUAGCCAAGGAUACCCAAGGAUAACCAAGGAUACCCAAAUCAUACACCAGAAAAUACCAUGUUCUGUUGCUUUUCCACACACAAACUCAAGCUAGUGGUAGUUCUACUCACAUUGGUGGUUGCGAUUGAUGGCGAAGUGAAGGCCUCGACAAGUGGCACAGUGCUGUUGUACCAUAUAAAUACAAAGUUUCGCGAUUUUUUGAUAUCGCGCGUAGUUCUCGGUUGCCUGUUGACGACAUGGGCUUCGGGAGGAUUCCUGGCCCUGUUCUGGGACUCUGUCAGAGCAUUGGCCAUUUAUUCGUCAGGGAUUUGUCUAUUAACCAUUUUUGAUUGCUUUACGGUGGCAUGGGCAUUUCACUUGUCGGCUAAUGGAUUACCGGAAACUGAUUACAAUGAACAGAUAAUAGAACAUAUUGUUACUACCGAGGAUGUCAUCGAAAUAUGCAUUCUUGUUAUUCUUAUAGUCGUGCAGCGAUACCAACAAAAACCAACAACGCCCACCCACACACAGAUCCUAGUCAGCAUUGCUGGUUGGUGGCUAACGUAUCGACUUCAUCGCCAUUACAAGGACGAAAUGAAAUACGAACAGGAUCACAGACGCUUGCAGAAGAUUCUUGCCGCCCAAUCCAAGACGCAUGAGGACAAAUGAAGAUUAUCUUUCAGCUCGGAACCCAAACUAACUCUUACUCCAAAUGACGGACCCUCGGGAUAGAAACCUUCACUUUGAUUGGUAUCCCUUUUUAUUAUCCUUUUACCGAAUUAGUUCCAGCAACUUGCAUUUUCGGUAUUCCGCAUUCAACAAGCUGCAAUUCUCGACCUCCAAACCAAAAGGGGUCACGGCCAAUGUCAUCCAUCGGUUUUCGGGGUUGAAGGACUAGUCUCGGUUCGUUUCAUUUCAUUUCGUGUCCUGGCCUGGCCGCGGGGCCUUUGGCUGAAUAACACAUGGCCAAGAAUACAGGAGUACUGGACAGACUGAGAACUGGACAAAUUGCUUAUGAAAAACUAUGCUCACUUCACAAAAUAAGAAUAGUUAUAGUGUUUUGUUAGAAGUCUGUUAAUGGAUAAUUAUUUAA
This is a messenger RNA of Drosophila bipectinata, 1224 nucleotides long. NCBI's taxonomy places the organism in Eukaryota, Metazoa, Arthropoda, Insecta, Diptera, Drosophilidae. The record is from RefSeq and is a predicted model, not a curated record.